Chionomys nivalis (European snow vole) is the source of this 2021-nucleotide messenger RNA. It is a transcript of the gene Ntmt1, whose product is annotated as N-terminal Xaa-Pro-Lys N-methyltransferase 1. Gene Ontology annotation, cellular component: cytoplasm. Lineage: Eukaryota; Metazoa; Chordata; Mammalia; Rodentia; Cricetidae. The transcript has 4 exons. The record is from RefSeq and is a predicted model, not a curated record. Gene Ontology annotation, molecular function: N-terminal protein N-methyltransferase activity. The coding region runs from base 931 to 1602 and encodes 223 amino acids.
UAGACCAGGCUGGCCUCAGACUCCCAGAUAUCUGCCUUCCUCUGCCUCCUGAGUGCAUGGAUUAAAGGUGUACACCACCCCCACCAGGAGAGGUGUGUUUUUCUUGUUGUCUUUCAGCAGACACUAGAGGUCCAUGUUCAGACAGGGCAUGUCUUCAGGAAUCAGCCGGGCCGGAAGAACAAAACAGCCCUGGACUUUCCUUUUCUGGCCUGGAUGUGCUCUGCCUCCCCACUCCAAACCCCAGCCACUUCCUAGAAGCAAGUGGGAUUCUUGUAAAUUAGAUUUUUAAAAGAUAUUUAUUUAUUAUGUAUACAAUAUUCUGUCUGUGUGUAUGCCUGCAGGCCAGAAGAGGACACCAGAACCCAUUACAGAUGGUUGUGAGCCACCAUGUGGUUGCUGGGAAUUGAACUUAGGACCUUUGGAAGACCAGGCAAUGCCCUUAACCUCUGAGCCAUCUCUCCAGCCCUGUAAAUUAGAUUUUUCAAGAGACUUUGGCAAUUAAAGGAAUUAUGCCAUAGGCCUUGGGUAAAGAAAAAAAAAAGGUAAAAGGGUAAAAGGUGUUGGUAACAGCCUGCAGUAUCCUCUGUCCUGGAUGGUGUAGGAGCCUCCACAGCCGCGCAUGCUCGCUCACUCAGUCAUUCCCUCCCCCCCGUCCCCCCCGCCCCAGCUAGCAUGUGUCCCUGACUCCACGGGCACUGUGCAAAGGGUGCACCGGGUCAUGGCCGCUCUCAGGAGCCGGCACCCUGGGAGGGGGCAGAGCAGAGUACCUCCCUUCUGUGCCGGACUCCAAUGUUCCUGUUUAUCUGGUAAGAACCGAACGUCACGUUGGAUGCCUGCGUGCCGUGUGGGCCGCAAGGAAAGCCCUGAAGUUGUCAUCCUCGGUGCUGAAGGGGCAGAGCUGUGGUUGGUGACAGCGUGGCCGGUGACAUCAUGACAAGUGAGGUGAUUGAAGAUGAGAAACAGUUUUAUUCGAAGGCCAAGACCUACUGGAAACAGAUCCCGCCCACGGUGGACGGCAUGCUUGGGGGGUAUGGCCACAUCUCCAACAUCGACCUCAACAGCUCUCGGAAGUUUCUGCAGAGGUUUCUAAGGGAAGGACCGAACAAAACGGGGACUUCCUGUGCCCUGGACUGUGGCGCUGGCAUUGGAAGGAUCACCAAGCGCCUGCUCCUGCCGCUCUUCAGGGUGGUGGACAUGGUGGACGUGACUGAGGACUUUCUGGCCAAAGCCAAGACCUACCUGGGGGAAGAGGGCAAGAGGGUGAGGAACUACUUCUGCUGUGGCCUGCAGGACUUCAGUCCAGAGCCCAGCUCCUAUGAUGUGAUCUGGAUCCAGUGGGUGAUAGGUCACCUGACAGAUGAGCACCUGGCUGAGUUUCUGCGCCGCUGUAAGCAGGGCCUGCGUCCCAAUGGCAUCAUUGUCAUCAAGGACAACAUGGCCCAGGAGGGUGUGAUCCUGGAUGAUGUGGACAGCAGUGUGUGCCGCGACCUCGAGGUGGUACACCGGAUCAUCCGCAGUGCUGGCCUCAGCCUCCUGGCAGAGGAGCGCCAGGAGAACCUGCCGGAUGAGAUCUACCAUGUCUACAGCUUUGCCCUGAGAUGAGGCCAGGGCCAGGGCCAGCGCUAGGGGCACGCAGCUGGCAGGCCACUAGACACACUUGCCAUCCACCUUUGACUCCAGUGGGAGGGACAAGCCCUGGAUUGUGCUGUGUAUUGGGGCAGUACUGCCCUGUCACUCCAAGGCACCCUGGCAUCUCCCACAAGGAUAUGGGAAGCUAAGCUGCCACCAUAGGACUGGCUGCCAGGGCUGAAGUGUGCAUGGCUGUUCCAGGACAGCCAGGAGAGCUGCACAUGGUACCUGAGGUGGUACCACUUACAGGAGUGGUCAGACCCACAUCCUCUGUUGAUGGCUCGCAGCAGCCUGCAGCAGGGGGGGGGCCUCCUCUUCUUGAGCCCCCUCCUAGACAGGCAUUUUGCAGUCAAUAAAAGGAUGAGCCCUGUUCUCGGAUGCCUCAGGCAGUC